AAGUAUCUAAUAGUCCAACUCAUCAUGAUAUUUACUGUCAAGUUGCAAAUAGGAAUUUUGAAGAUUAUCAUUCCAAGAUGGAACACCAAAUGUAUACAAAAUAUAACAUUCAAGAAUGUAAUUAUCAAGUUGGUGAUUUGGUAAAAAUACAAAUUGCAAAGAUUAACUGUAGACCUACAUUUCUAGCUAGUGAAGUCUUGCCACUUGAACCAAGAGAAUUUUCUGAACUAAACAAUUCCCCAACCUAUAAAAAUAUCAGUAUAGUUGAGGCAGCAAGAUUGCAAUCUAAUGCCUUUGCUAGUAAUAAAGGUUGCAACUGUAGAG
Molecule: messenger RNA, 324 nt
Organism: Scutellospora calospora
Lineage: Eukaryota; Fungi; Glomeromycota; Glomeromycetes; Diversisporales; Gigasporaceae
Source: the annotation of a GenBank genome assembly